UGGCUGCGCCUAUGAAAAACAUUUUCGCGAAAUUUCUGUGAAUAAAAACACGAUUUCUUCAGUGAAAUGGAGUCGUAAUUUUACAAAAUUCGGUUGAUAGAUCAAUACAAUGUUGCUUUUCCAUAAAAUAUGCAGAAUAGCCCAAAUUAAGCAAGUGGUUAAGUUUAAACGAUUGUUCUCAACUCAUCGGUAUCUUCUGGCGGCCAAAACUCCUGAUGUCUUUCAAAAAAAAAAGUCACCUUAUGAUUUGAAAGACUUCCCUCCUGAAAGGAUCAGAAAUUUCAGUAUCAUAGCUCAUGUUGAUCAUGGCAAGAGCACACUGGCUGAUCGCCUUCUUGAAAUCACAGGAACUAUUACAGCUAACAAGAGCAAUGCGCAGGUCCUUGACAAGCUACAGGUUGAAAGAGAGCGUGGUAUCACCGUGAAAGCACAAUCCGCCACCCUGUUUCACAAAUACAAGGGGGAAAUGUACAUGCUCAAUCUGAUUGAUACACCUGGUCAUGUUGACUUCAAUUAUGAAGUAUCCAGAUCACUCUCUGCCUGCCAAGGAGUUCUUCUACUUGUGGACGCCAACCAGGGUGUCCAAGCUCAGACCGUUGCCAACUUCUACUUGGCCUUCGAGGCUGACCUUGCCAUUGUACCUGUGAUGAACAAGAUUGAUCUCCCGGGGGCACAGCCUGACGUGGUGGCCUUGCAGUUACAGAACCUGUUCGACAUGGAACCAAACGAUACGUUGAAAGUGUCUGCAAAACAAGGCUUGGGCGUGGAAGAUGUUUUGACAGCUGUGAUUGAGAGGAUACCACCACCUCUUGAGGCGAGGGAAGACCAACCACUGAAAGCACUGCUGUUUGAUUCAGACUUCGACAAGUUUAAAGGCGCCGUCGUCAGUGUGGCUGUGAAGAGUGGUACGAUACAAAAAGGUGACAAGAUUGUUGCCGCUCAUUCUAAGAAAGCUUAUGAAGUUCAGGAGUUGGGCAUACUCUAUCCGGACAUAGUUCCGACUGGAGUUCUGUAUGCUGGUCAGUGUGGUUACAUGGUAGCAGGGAUGAAAACACCAGCCGAGGCCCAGAUCGGAGACACCCUGUAUCACCAAGCAUCACCUGUGGAAGCGCUGCCUGGGUUUAAACCUGCAAGAGCAAUGGUGUUUGCUGGUGUUUUUCCAAUGGACCAAGCUGAAUUUCCCUCACUAAGAAAUGCUUUAGAGAAACUGACAUUGAAUGACAAUAGUGUUACAGUAUACAGUGACACAAGUCCGGCCCUUGGCCAAGGCUGGCGCCUUGGAUUCCUCGGUCUUCUUCACAUGGAUGUUUUCAACCAGAGGCUGGAGCAAGAAUAUGAUGCCUCGGUCAUUAUGACGUCACCUAAUGUGCCAUAUAAAGUGAAAGUAACAGGGCCUAAAAAUAUCAAGAAAUAUGGUGGUGAUGAGAUCACAAUACUGAAUCCUUGCUUGCUGCCUGAUCCUGCCAUCAUCACCGAAUUCAAAGAACCCAUGGUUAACGGUACCAUUAUUUUACCUGACAGAUAUGUUGGUGAUGUUAUUAAACUUUGUCUGGAUCGGCGAGGUGUAAUCAAGGACCAGACCUACAUUGAUGAUAACCGAGUGCUAUUCCGAGCCGUGCUUCCACUCAAUGAAAUCAUUGUAAACUUUUUUGACGAGUUAAAGUCAGUCACGUCGGGUUAUGCAAGUUUUGACUAUGAAGACCACGGCUAUCAGUUGUCACCUCUUGUCAAGCUGGACAUCAAACUUAAUGGUAAACCGGUAGAUGAGCUUACAAUGAUAGCCCAUGCCAACAAGGCUCGAAAACUUGGCCAGAGAGUUGUCAACAAACUCGCCGAGACCAUCCCGAGGCAACUUUACGAGGUCAUUAUCCAGGCAGCAAUCGGUAAUAAAAUACUGUGUAGGGCAACUCUCAAAGCUCUGAAGAAAGAUGUUUUAGCUAAGUGUUACGGAGGUGACAUCACUCGAAAGAUGAAGCUUCUGAGACGGCAAGCGGAGGGAAAGAAAAGAAUGAGAAAGAUAGGGAAUGUUGAAGUGCCGAAGGAUACAUUUAUAAAUGUGUUGAAGAGAUAACAAAGGAGUAUGUUUGGGUCUUGAGAGAUUCGCUUGAUAUUUGAAAGGAAGUAACUACUUGGCAAGCCCGGCUUACCAAACAGCGACUUUUUCUUGUCCUGAAUGGAGAGCCGAACUCAUUAAUAUUAAAGUAAAGUCUCCAGCUCGCCAAACAGGGUAGAUUUUUUACCUGUUUGGCAAGCCCGGCUGGCCGAACAGGGUGGCUUUUUAGUGCUGUUUGGCAAGCGGCUCUCCAAACAGGACAAAAAAAGAUGCCUGUUCGGCGAGCGGCUUGCCAAAUAGACCCGGCCUAUUUGUAAAUAGCUGUACAGAAGAAAUAUAAUAAAAAUGUUAAUCGGAA
This is a messenger RNA of Lineus longissimus, 2411 nucleotides long. RefSeq names its product translation factor Guf1, mitochondrial-like. The coding region runs from base 110 to 2071 and encodes 653 amino acids. The transcript has 17 exons. The record is from RefSeq and is a predicted model, not a curated record. Gene Ontology annotation, cellular component: mitochondrion. Gene Ontology annotation, molecular function: mitochondrial ribosome binding; GTP binding; GTPase activity. Gene Ontology annotation, biological process: positive regulation of translation. NCBI's taxonomy places the organism in Eukaryota, Metazoa, Nemertea, Pilidiophora, Heteronemertea, Lineidae.